Molecule: messenger RNA, 1978 nt
Organism: Trichechus manatus latirostris (Florida manatee)
Lineage: Eukaryota; Metazoa; Chordata; Mammalia; Sirenia; Trichechidae
Gene: MTHFS
Product: methenyltetrahydrofolate synthetase
Exons: 2
Coding region: 1369-1809 (146 amino acids)
Biological process (GO): folic acid-containing compound biosynthetic process; tetrahydrofolate interconversion
Cellular component (GO): mitochondrion
Molecular function (GO): 5-formyltetrahydrofolate cyclo-ligase activity
Source: RefSeq, a predicted model, not a curated record
AGUCAAAUCUCUAUUCUCUUGUUCUCAGUGCUGUAAUGGAUUUUCUCUUUUGUGCUUCUUUACUAUCAUAUAAAUGAGAUUUAAGGAAGGAUUUAAUUCAGUCUCACCCUGAAUUUUAACUGAUGUUUGUAACUCCUUAGUCAGCUCUUAUUUUUCUUUAUUCAGCUUUCAAGAAAACAAGACAUUUAAGUUUCUCUUCUUUGGGUGUCAAAAGCCUCAGGUCUGCCCAAGGUCUGGGUUUCAUUUUCAUUUGCUUUACCUAUUUCAGGGUUCAAAAAACUUUAUAACUUACCAAAAAGGUGUGCUCUGUCUAUUUAAUUUCUAUGUCCCUUUUUGUUAGGAAUAACUUGACUUUCUGUACCUGUAUCUUUCUGCCAGUCAUAUUUCGCAGCUGCUUUUGCAGUAUCUUUUUCUUCUUAGCUCUGAGAACAGGAAAGAACAGUAAAGGAAGGGGGAAGCAAAAGUCUGGGGAAGCUCCUAAGGUUGGUACUAUUCUAGGCAGGGAAAGCUGAGUUCCUGUUUGCCUGAUGCAUGAUUAAAUUGAAUAUGAAGGGAUGCUUUUACUCAGGUCCACCUUCUCAUAACCUGCCACCUACUUUUGGAGAGUCUUGCCUCUCCAGUACCUCCCACUGUCUGUCUUUGUGAACAUAUUAAGAUCAUUUGAAUGAAAGAGGUUUAGAAAACAAGAUGACGGUAGGUAGAACGAAAAGAAUUAUAAGGCAUGUUCUUAACCUUCAAGAAGCUUACAGUCUGGUUAGGAAUACUACAUUUUAAGGCACAUGAAACAAUAAGUUUUAAGUGGUAUAUUAACUGUAAGUGGAGUAAGAAUUCUGCAGAAGUCAGGAAAAGCUAGGGCUUGAGUUGGGUUUUAAAUAGGUUGAAUUUAGGAGGAGAGAAGCCUGACAAAGGAAUAAAGAAGAUGGCAGGAGGUUCAGGGUUCAGAAUUAGAAUAAAACAGAGAAACUAGGAGAACUGCAUGGGAUGACUGAAGACUACUUAAAUGGAUAGAUAGGGAUCAAACUUGUAAUUCCUGAGAUGGACAACAGGACUCCAUAGUGACUUUCUAAUGGAUAUUUUACACCUUCUGGAUAGAGUGGGUAUGCAGAGAGGUAUAAAUGGAUCAGAGAAGUAGGUGUUGGAUUCAGAGCUACAGGGAGUCAGCAUUGUCUGACCCACUAUACCACUCUGCUUUUUUAGGAUGGGAGGAUAAAAAGUUGGAGAAGGCUGAAGAAGAAGGGAAGAACUGUUAAGGGGAGUCACUAGUUUUUAAAAUUGUAAUCUUGGAAAAUAUGAUUGCCAUCAUUUUCCGUUUAGGUGAUUUCCCACAGUCAGUAUCAAAAAUCCAAAAGAGUUUCCAUCUUUCUGAGCAUGCAAGAUGAAAUUGAGACAGAGGAGAUCAUCAAGGACAUUUUCCAACAAGGCAAAACCUGCUUCAUCCCACAGUACCAGUUCCAGAGCAACCACAUGGAAAUGGUGAAAUUAGCAUCACCUGAGGAAAUUUCUUUGCUUCCCAAAACGUCCUGGAAUAUUCACCAGCCUGCUGAGGGUGAGGUUCGGGAGGAGGCCUUGUCAACUGGGGGACUUGAUCUCAUCUUCAUGCCGGGUCUUGGGUUUGACAAACAUGGCAACCGCUUGGGGAGGGGGAAGGGCUACUAUGACACCUACCUGAAGCGCUGUCUGCAGCAGCAGGAAGUGAAGCCCUACACCAUGGCCUUGGCUUUCAAAGAACAGAUCUGCCUCCAGGUCCCAGUGGAUGAAAGUGACAUGAAGGUAGACGAAGUUCUUUAUGAAGACUCAUCAACAUCUUAAGUCCAGAUGACUACAGGCAAAUAAUAAUCAAUGUUUUGUACCAGAAAAAACCAAAAUAUAUGUAUUUUCCCUUGUCAAAAAACAAUUGAAAUUGCACACUUAUGUGGAUAUGGACAGCAUUUUUUUAAGUGUAAUUAUAAAAUAUCUAACAUAAAACCAUCUUUAAAAA